Molecule: messenger RNA, 3102 nt
Organism: Capronia coronata CBS 617.96
Lineage: Eukaryota; Fungi; Ascomycota; Eurotiomycetes; Chaetothyriales; Herpotrichiellaceae
Exons: 1
Coding region: 1-3102 (1033 amino acids)
Biological process (GO): protein processing
Cellular component (GO): mitochondrial matrix
Molecular function (GO): metal ion binding
Source: RefSeq, a predicted model, not a curated record
AUGCUGAGGCAUGGCGCAGUCCGUCAUGGCCUACAGCACUGUGCCAGAUCACCCAUCUCGCGGUCCCUCCUCUUGUCUCCCUCCCAAAGAGGCUAUGCAUCGAUAACAGACGUGGAGGCGUAUCCAAAACCGGGGGAAAGCAUCCAUGGGUUCACGGUAAAACAGAUCAAGCAUGUUCCAGAACUGCAUCUUACAGCCUUGAGUUUGGAGCACGACAAGACGGGGGCAGACUACCUACACGUGGCUCGAGAUGACAAGAACAAUGUCUUUGCCAUCAAUUUUAAGACAAAUCCUACAGAUCGAACGGGCUUGCCUCACAUCUUGGAGCAUGUCACCCUGUGUGGGAGCGAAAAGUUCCCCGUACGAGACCCGUUCUUCAAAAUGAUGCCGAGAUCACUGGCAAAUUUCAUGAAUGCAUUCACAUCUUCCGAUUACACCUCGUACCCAUUCGCGACCACGAACCUGCAGGAUUUUCGCAACUUGUCCUCAGUAUAUCUCGAUGCGACCCUUCAUCCUCUGCUCAAACACUCGGACUUCUUGCAGGAAGGAUGGCGCCUUGGACCCGAGGACCCUCGAGAGCCUGCGACAGAUGAGAACGUCAAGUUCAAAGGCGUCGUCUAUAACGAGAUGAAAGGGCAGAUGUCGGACGCAAGUUAUUUGUUUUAUAUCAGGUUCCGCGAACAUCUCAUUCCUUCCUUGUAUAACUCUGGUGGAGAUCCGGAGGCAAUGACUGAGCUUACACACGAGCAACUGGUCAAAUUUUCCCGCGAACACUACCAUCCGAGUAACGCAAAGAUAUUUUCUUAUGGUAGUCUGAGUCUCGCCGACCACCUUCAGCAGGUCGACGAGGCCCUCUCGCAAUUCGACAAGAGUGUUCCUGAUAGCGACAUCAAAAUGCCGAUUGACUUGUCCGCCGGCCCCCUAUCCUUCGAAGUUACAGGCCCGGUUGACACGAUGCAGCCCCCAGAUCGACAGUUCAAGUCUUCCGUUACGUGGAUGGGGAGUCCAUCAUCGGACAUCGUUGAAACAUUCUGCAUCAGUAUCAUGCUGUCCUUGCUGAUGAACGGUUAUGGCUCGCCAUUAUAUCAAGGGUUGAUUGAAUCCGGUCUGGGCACAAAUUUCAGUCCCAACUCAGGCUACGACAGUUCUGGUCGUAUUGGCACAUUGUCGAUUGGCUUGGAUGGCAUGAGGUCAGAAGAUGUGGUCGGACUUAAGGAUAAAAUUCAAACGAUAUUACAGGAUAAGGCGCAUGAGGCUUUUCUCCCUCAAAAAAUCGACGGUUAUAUGCAUCAAUUGGAGCUCACGCUGAAACAUAAAACGGCGAACUUCGGCAUGAGUUUACUUGAGAAAACACUUGCCGGAUGGUUCAAUGGUGUCAGUCCUAUGGACGGCUUAGCAUGGAACGACAUAAUUGAUGCCUUCAAGCAACGAUUGACGGAAGAAAAGUACCUCGAAAAGCUUGCGCAAAAGUAUUUCAUGAACGACAAGUGUAUGCAGUUCACUAUGACACCUUCAGACGUAUACGGGCAACUGCUGGAGCAACGAGAAGAAGAUCGGAGAAAGAGCAAGCUGGAAACUGUGAAGAAGAGCGCCCCAUCUCCCGAUGCGGCUCUCGCCGAACUUGGUCGACAGGAGCUCGAAUUGCUAGAAGAACAGGAAAGUGCUCAGAGCAAAAACCUGGAUAGCCUUCCCACCCUUCGUGUUGAUGACAUUGUCCGGGAGAAGGAACGAAAACCACGAUAUCAUUCGAAGAUCGGUGAUGUGGAUUGUCUGUGGCGGGAGACUUCCACCAAUGGCAUCACCUAUUUCCAGGCGAAGCACUUGUUUCAAGACCUCCCUGAAGACCUCAGGCUUCUAUUGCCACUAUUUACGGACUCCCUGAUGCGUCUGGGGACGAAAACGAAGUCGGUGGGGGAUCUAGAAGCAGAGAUUCUCUUGAAGACUGGCGGCGUAUCUAUCUCCCCUUUCGCUGCACCCGAACCCUGGAGCAUGGACAAGUACAACGAAGGUCUACUCAUAGAUGGCUAUGCUCUUGACAGGAAUGUGCCCGCCAUGUUCGAGCUCAUUCGGUCGCUUCUGUUGGAGAUCGAUUUCGACAACCCCAGAGCUGCCGCUGCAAUCCAGGAGCUCCUUGAGUCCAAAACAUCGGGUGCAUUGGACUCUGUCGCAGAGAGCGGUCAUCACUUCGCCAUCACCAGCGCAUCCGCUGCUCUGACGCGUCGAGGCCAGGUACAGGAUCAGCUUUCUGGUCUUUCACAGAUAGAAUCUACAGCCAGGAUGUUGGAUUCCGCUCGUCACGAUCCGCAGACUCUUCGCGACGUUAUUGGCAAAUUGAAAACCAUUCGGUCGAUAGCCGUCAGCAACUCUUCUAAUUUGUCGAUGCGGGUUGUCUGCGAACCUGAUUCAGUGCGCGCCAACCAGAGCAUGAUCGAGGAAUUCCUGAAAAGCCUGCCACAGGGUCACGUGGGGCUUGCCAGUUCUGCGGCUGCCGACACAGUCCCUGGGUCUUUUCUCUCACGCAGAGCAUUCUUUGACCUUCCAUUCCAAGUGUCGUACACCGGCACCUGUCUACAGACUGCGCCAUUCUCGUCUCCGGACAAGGCGCCACUCAGAGUUCUCGGACAGCUGCUUGUCCACAACUUCCUGCAUCCAGAGGUCAGAGAGAAGGGAGGGGCGUAUGGCGCGUCAGCCAGCGCCAGCCCCAUCAGUGCGCUCUUUACGAUGUCCUCAUAUCGUGACCCCAACCCGCGCAACUCUCUGAAAGUCUUCCAACGUGCCGGGAUCUAUGCUCGAGACAAAGAAUGGGAUAGCAGAGAACUCGAGGAGAGCAAAUUGAGUAUAUUUCAGGGUAUUGACGCUCCCAGAAGCGUAAGCAGUGAAGCGAGCAAAGAGUUCAUGUACGGCAUAACGGAAGAUAUGGAUCAACAAAUGCGCGAGCGCCUACUGGACGUCACGAAGGAGCAAAUCCAACAAGUCGCUCAGAAAUACCUGGUGGAGCUUCCCACCGAUUUGCAAUCUGUGUGUAUAUUAGGAGAAAAGAAGGACUGGGUUGAGCAAGAUUCCGAGCCGUGGCAGGUCAAACAUCUGAAGAUGUCGGCAUAA